AUGGAGGACCAACAGAAACGAAAACAAAAGAAAGAGAAGGAGAUGGACCUAUCUGACCUUAGGCAUUUUAUCCAAUUAAUGCUAGAUGCUCAAGAUCAGGGGUUUCUAACUUCCAACACAUUCACAAAGCCAAAGUUUGAGGAGAUAUCGAAGGAAAUCCAAAGUCGCACCAAACAUUUCUUUACAGCCGCAUUUUUGCAGUUAAAGUAUGGACAACUUCGGGCAGAUUGGCGACUUUACAAGGCACUUCAUAACUUUUCUGGUGUAAGUGUUGAUCCUAUGACUGGUGCCAUUCAAGCAGACCCUGAACAGUGGGAUGAUUGGAUCAAGCAAAACUCAAAAGUUAAAAAAUUCAGGAGCCGGGGGUUGGAGUUCUUUGGUGAAAUGACAAAAUUAUUUUAUGAUUCGACUGCUUCUGGCGAGUACAACCUUCCCCGUGGAGUUGUACCAGCCAAUUCGGAUGAAGAGAGGGAGACAGAAGAAGUGUUUCGAAGUAGUGCAAUGAACAUGUUUGGAAGAAUGACAGUUGAAGGUGUUCCUAACAGUGGACAGACCUUUGAGAUAGGUGGAAGCUCUAAAAAAAGUGGCAAGAGGGUUAUGAAUAUAGGAGGUAGCUCAGGGGGUCAGGCUUCUAAAAAGAGCCGUGACAGCCGGGAACCAAGCUAUGAUGUUGUGGUGGAUCAUUGGGUCGAGAAACAGUCAGCGAAAGCUAAAGAUGAUUUACUAUCGGAGUGCAUGGACAUACUUAACGGUAUGCAGUUGCCCGAUAUCGAUACGUAUGUCAACGGUACAAAAUAUCUUGCACAUCCACCUAAUCGAACCAUCUUCAAGAAGGCUACUUCAGAGCUGCGCGUUCAUCUUAUCCGUGGUUGGUUCCCUUGA
Messenger RNA from Oldenlandia corymbosa var. corymbosa, 882 nucleotides. The record is from the annotation of a GenBank genome assembly. NCBI's taxonomy places the organism in Eukaryota, Viridiplantae, Streptophyta, Magnoliopsida, Gentianales, Rubiaceae.